Molecule: messenger RNA, 1602 nt
Organism: Vigna radiata var. radiata (mung bean)
Lineage: Eukaryota; Viridiplantae; Streptophyta; Magnoliopsida; Fabales; Fabaceae
Exons: 2
Coding region: 184-942 (252 amino acids)
Source: RefSeq, a predicted model, not a curated record
UGGAGGCCUUCGUUACCGGUGUGGGUGUGGCGUUCAUUGGCUGUCGUCAUUGUUGGUGUGUUGGGCUUGCGAAAUGACGACUUCUUCGACGAGGGUAAGGGCAUUGUUUAAAAAGUCGUUGUUUAUGGUGGGGUGUAUGGAUUUGGGGUUUUGUAUGUGUUUUAUGAUUUAGGGUUUUUUGCAAUGUGUGUGCAGUUGACGGUUCGUCACUCAGUUUCGACAAAGUUCAUCUCUAGUUUGAACAAACGUUUGAGUAAGGAGCAGCGUUCAUUGAUUGUCGGGCCUCCGUUUGGGUGGUUUUUAGAUUUGACUGGUAAUGUUAAAGUUGGUAGGAAAAUGUUGAGUGAGUUAGUGUUUAAAUGGGUGGAUUCAAGCAGUGGUUUCUUAAUUGCAGACAAAGUUGUGCCUAUGAAUGAGAAAGAUUUUUCUUUAGGUUUGAGUUUGAGUUUAGAUGGGAAAGAGAUAGAUUUAAAGCUAGAAAUGGGAUGUAGUAGAUGUGUGAAAUACAUUGGCAAUAAAACAAGAAAUUUGACUUUGCUAUACAAAUGUUUGAUGAAGAAAGGAAAAAGCAUUCCUUGUGCUCCUUUUUGUAGCUUGUACAUAUUGGUUGGUAUUUGUGAGAUAUUAAUUCCACAGCAUAAUGGAAAAGUGUUUCCCAUACUAUUUGAAAUUGUUGAUAAUUUAAAUGAUUUGGGAAAAUAUUGCUGGGCUAGUUUAGUGUAUAGAUGUUUGGUACGUGGUUUGAACAAAACUUCAGAUGCAUUGAAGAAAGGAAAAGCCACAACGAACGUUUAUGUCGAUGGUUGCAUUUACAUGUUGCAAGUUUGGUUUUUUGAGAAAUUGAUUCCUCCCAAAGGUGCUAUAGAAAAAAAAUCCAAGAAUAUUGCAUUGGAUGAAUUUGAAAUUGGGAGAGAACCUAGUAACAAGAGCUUUGGAAACUAGUGUGGUAAGUUGUUUGAGUGUUCAUUGUUAUCAUUAAUAAAUGUCUUCUUAGUAUGGUUUUAAUUGUUCAAUUUCAGGUUAAUGUUGAUGUUGAUGUUCAUGUUGAUGCUGAUGUUGGUACAAGGAAGGAUGAGAAAGACUUCAAGGAUCAAGCAAGAGGAAAAAAUAAAGAUGAAAAGGCAUCAAGAAAGAAGGAACUUAAGAAAUAUCGCAGAGAGCGGUUUAUGGAAAGUUUACACGAGCAACAAAGUCUUGUUGCAGAACUUAAAAGGAGGGUUCUUGUGUUGGAGGAAGAGGUCGCAUUCGAGAAACGUAGACGAAGAAGAGCACAGGAUGGUGGAGACAAUGUGCCACAUGACGAACCGUUCAUAUCCCCUAGAGGCAUGUCCCUGGGAGGCAUCAGUCCGGGCGGAAUCCCGUUGGGAGGCCAAUCCCAACAAGGCAUGUCCAGUGGUCGUCCUGCAAUGAAGACAUUUGUGAGGAUGGGGUCACGAAGGCGUUACAAGAGUAAAGCGCUUAGGACUCCUUAUGUAGGAUUGCUUAGGAAAAAGUUAGAGUGAGAUUUGUAAAUAUUUUUGAAGAUAUUGUAAUAUGCAGAUUGUGUAGCAUGAACAAUUAUUUUGUAAUCUGGAUUGUCUUUUCUUCAAUGUUGUAAACAUG